Messenger RNA from Durotheca rogersii, 1936 nucleotides. RefSeq names its product Undecaprenyl diphosphate synthase. The record is from RefSeq and is a predicted model, not a curated record. The coding region runs from base 369 to 1409 and encodes 346 amino acids. Gene Ontology annotation, molecular function: ditrans,polycis-polyprenyl diphosphate synthase [(2E,6E)-farnesyl diphosphate specific] activity. NCBI's taxonomy places the organism in Eukaryota, Fungi, Ascomycota, Sordariomycetes, Xylariales, Xylariaceae. The transcript is spliced from 2 exons. Gene Ontology annotation, cellular component: membrane; lipid droplet; endoplasmic reticulum.
AGGAUACUGCAUGCGCAGUUUUCGGAUGGUACCUACCUGCCUAGUGACCUCAAGCCCAGCUGUGACAACUUGGCCUGAAAUUGCUCUACUACGUACCUAAAACACUUCGAUACCUCGGAGGGAUUCCUUAAAACCUCCCUAGUUGUCAUUAGUCUGUUCUGCGUGCCACAUCCACGAAUUCACCGUGGCUGAACCUCAUCGUCGUCAUCACCCUCUUUUGCCAAGGCAAAGGGCAUAGCCUUCCUGGGGCAGAUCUACUUACUCUCGUUUAUUUCUUAAUUGACCCCCAGGCCGCCCCAUUCAACUGUCCAUCUUCAUGAACCCUACCAGAGCCCUCAUCUGACCAGUUCCCGUAACCGAGAUCCGCCAUGUCCGACCUAUAUCUCUCACAUUUUAGAAACUGGAUCUUGAAGUCGCCACCGGGGGAGUGGAUGAUGAAAAGCGCCCGGGAGUUGCUCAUAGGUACUCUUAAGCAAGGGCCGAUACCCCAACAUGUCGCCUUCGAGAUGGACGGCAAUAGACGCUUCGCCAAACACCACCAUAUCGAAACUAUAGAAGGCCACCACCUCGGCUUCGAGGCCCUUGCGAGGGUGCUGGAGAUUUGUUACAAAUGCGGCGUCAAAGUUGUGACUGUGUACGCCUUCAGCAUUGAAAACUUCAACCGGCCGAGGCACGAGGUGAGCGGCUUGAUGGCGAUGGCCAAGGUCAAGCUGGAACAACUCGUCCAACAUGGCGAGCUGCUCGACCGGUAUGGUGCCGGAAUUCGGGUUCUCGGAGAGCGCGACUUGAUCCCAGAUGACGUGCUGCCUUACGUCGACCGAGCCAUCGAGAUGACCAAGGAUAACAAGGAAGCCGUGCUUAACAUAUGCUUCCCUUACACUUCGAGGGCCGAGAUGACUAGCGCUAUCAAGGCCACGGUCACCGAAUAUACAAAUCCGCCCCGGUUGCCAGCCACGCCCUUCUCGCAGACGCGCAUUACCCAGAAGAUACGAUCCAACAAGUCGAAAAAGUCGGACUCCUCUUCAUCCAAUGAUUCUUCGCCAGAUCGAAAUGACAGGUCGGAUAUUGACGAUUCCAUGUCUUCGACUACGGCGCUAGACCCCGACUCACCACCUCUACAAUCUACGCCGGCGAAGCCGAUCAAAUUCCAAAAUCCAGAGACCAUCACGGCCAAAACGAUCAACAGCCACACCUAUGCAGCCGACUGCCCGCCCCUGGAUAUUUUUAUCCGAACCAGUGGCGUCAUGAGGUUGAGCGACUUCAUGUUGUGGCAGUGUCACCAAGAUACCCACAUAUUUUUUCUGAAAUGCCUCUGGCCCGAGUUCGAUCUAUGGCACUUCGUGCCCAUGCUUCUGGAAUGGCAAUGGCGGCAAAAGAAGUUAACGGAGAAGGAAGGCUCACGCAGGUGAGACGGGGAGUAGGAUCGUGUGGUGUGUAGGAUAGACGGCUCAGUGUCGUGUUGCGUUCGAGCGAGUUGGCGAUGAAGCCGGCCACGAACCGGCGUUUGAUUUGAAAAUGCUAGCGCUAAUAGUAAAGGUAGACCACGGUUCUAUUUCGAAAGCACACACCCGGAGAAGGAUGGUGGGAGACAAAAGGAAUGGCUGUAGAAAUCGGCGCUUAUACGUGUCUACUUCUGUAUGACGAUUCGGAACAGGUGGUAGACGUAUCUGUGCGCAUCGCUACACGACGAAUCAAGGCAACGUACGACGCAGUAGGUAUCUACCUUGACCCUUCUAAUCCCAAGCAUGCCGUAGAAAAUCCCGAUACAAAUGCGUCUUCCCUACCGAGUUCAUACAAACUUGCACGGAGGGCUCCCUAGACCCGGCCCCGUAUCGAAUUAGGAUAGUUGCGCGGGCGUGGGCGUGGGCGUGGGCGUGGGCGUACGCCCGUCGGACGGCCUGCGGGUGACGAUGCGUGGAGGCUCACGAGACUUGAC